Molecule: messenger RNA, 2459 nt
Organism: Brassica napus (rape)
Lineage: Eukaryota; Viridiplantae; Streptophyta; Magnoliopsida; Brassicales; Brassicaceae
Product: subtilisin-like protease SBT1.7
Exons: 1
Coding region: 33-2312 (759 amino acids)
Biological process (GO): proteolysis
Molecular function (GO): serine-type endopeptidase activity
Source: RefSeq, a predicted model, not a curated record
AUAUUCACAUAUUCCACACAACUUCACAAAACAUGUCUUCUUCGUUUCUCUCCUCCACUGCUUCCUUCCUUUUUGUUCUUCUCUACAUUGGUUCCUUCCACGUCUCCGAUGGAGCUCAACAAGGAACAUACAUCGUUCACAUGGCGAAAUCUCAGAUGCCCUCGAGCUUCGACCACCACUCUCUCUGGUACGAGUCCUCUCUCAAGUCCAUCUCAGAAUCUGCUGAAAUGCUCUACACUUACAACAAUGCGAUUCACGGAUUUGCCACUCGGCUUACUCCCGAAGAAGCUGACUCGCUCAAGACUCAACCAGGUGUCAUCUCCGUUCGACCAGAGCAGCGGUAUGAGUUACACACCACUCGGACUCCACUAUUCCUCGGCCUCGGCGUACACAACUCCGGCCUGUUCCCUGAAACCGGUCCAGGCAGCGACGUCGUCAUCGGAGUUCUCGACACAGGUGUUUGGCCAGAGAGCAAAAGCUUCUCGGACGAAGGAUAUGGUCCUAUUCCGUCUACCUGGAAAGGCGAAUGCGAGGCUGGGACAAAAUUUACCACUUCCCUCUGUAACCGCAAACUAAUCGGAGCUAGAUUCUUCGUUUGUGGUUAUGAAGCAGAGUAUGGACCAGUGGACGAAUCUAAAGAGUCGAGAUCGCCUAGAGACGACGACGGUCACGGAACACACACAGCUUCAACCGCGGCUGGAUCCAUCGUGGAAGGAGCUAAUCUUUUGGGCUUCGCUAACGGGACGGCUCGUGGGAUGGCUUAUCGCGCUCGAGUGGCUGUUUACAAAGUUUGUUGGAAACCUCAAUGCUUCAGCUCAGAUGUUUUAGCUGGAAUCGAUAAAGCCAUCGAAGAUAAUGUCAACGUUCUGUCGUUAUCUCUUGGCAAAAGAAACAGAGAUUAUACUAACGAUGUUGCCAUGGGAGCAUUCUCGGCCAUGGAAAGAGGGAUCUUUGUUUCCUGCUCUGCUGGUAAUGAUGGUCCCAGCCCAUCCAGCUUAUCGAAUGUAGCUCCAUGGAUUACUACUGUUGGUGCUGGUACAUUAGAUCGUGAUUUUCCGGCACUAGUGACUCUUGGCAACGGGAAGAGUUAUAUUGGAGCUUCCUUGUUUAAAAAAGAUGCUCUUCCGCCUACACUGUUGCCGUUUGUUUACGCCGGGAGUGCUAGUAACAAUGCUACUUAUGGAAAAUUUUGUCUCUCCGGAACACUAAUUCCGGAGAAGGUAUAUGGGAAGAUCGUGAUGUGCGAGAAAGGAGAGAAUGAUAGAGCUGAGAAAGGAGAGGUGGUGAAAGCUGCUGGUGGACUCGGAAUGAUUCUGCCGAAUAGGGCGAAUAGGGGAGAAGAGCUUGCCGCAAAGGCCCAUGUGUUACCGGCGACCACUGUGGGACAAAAAGCCGGUGACAUUAUCCGGCGCUACGUCAAGACGGAUCCGAGUCCGACCGCUUCGAUUGUGAUCCAAGGAACGGUCGUCAAAGUCAAGCCCUCUCCUGUGCUUGCAGCUUUCAGCUCGCGAGGACCUAAUCCCAUAACGCCAAACAUUCUCAAACCGGACUUGAUCGCUCCUGGAGUCAAUAUCCUCGCCGCAUGGACCGGAGCUCUAGGACCUUCCGGACUCGCUUCCGAUACUAGCCGCGUGGAAUUCAACAUCAUCUCAGGAACGUCCAUGUCUUGCCCUCAUGUGAGCGGUUUAGCGGCUCUUCUCAAAUCAGUGCAUCCAGAUUGGAGCCCGGCGGCAAUUCGAUCAGCUCUCAUGACGACCGCUUACAAUACCUACAAAGACGGAAAACCAUUGCUCGACAUCUUAACGGUAAAACCUUCAACACCAUUCGGGCACGGUGCAGGACACGUAUCACCUGCGACGGCCAUCAGUCCAGGACUCAUCUACGAUCUAACGACUAAGGAUUAUAUAGAUUUCCUCUGCGCAUUGAAUUACAAUUCGUCGCAGAUAGGAUGCGUGACGAGAGGCAAUUACGCUUGCGAUCCAAGAAAAAUGUACUCCGUCGCUGAUCUAAACUAUCCGUCCUUCUCAGUUAGCGUCCACGGGUCCGGAGGCACGUACAAGUACACACGCACGGUCACAAACGUGGGAGGAGCUGGUUCGUACACGGUUAAAGUAAUCUCUGAGACAGCAGCAGUCAAGAUUUCGGUUGAACCGGCGGUUUUGAAUUUCAAAAAAGUGAAUGAGAAGAAAUCGUACUCGGUUACGUUUACCGUUGUCUCAUCCAUGGCGCCAAGGUCUAACAGCUUCGGGAGCAUUGAAUGGUCAGAUGGGAAACACGUGGUGGCCAGUCCCGUGGCGAUUAGCUGGACAUAGUUGCCAAUUAUGACUAUAAGUUCUAAAAAGAGUAAGAAGGAAGCUUUAUUGUAAUUUCGUUUUUCAUAACGGUUCUGUUUAGCAAAAAUAGCAUUUUGUAUGUAUCAUGAAACUUGAAUAUUUGAUAAAAAUAAUAAGUUAAGACUA